This is a messenger RNA of Phragmites australis (common reed), 2100 nucleotides long. Its product is annotated as cytochrome P450 704C1-like. NCBI's taxonomy places the organism in Eukaryota, Viridiplantae, Streptophyta, Magnoliopsida, Poales, Poaceae. The coding region runs from base 208 to 1812 and encodes 534 amino acids. The transcript is spliced from 4 exons. The record is from RefSeq and is a predicted model, not a curated record. Gene Ontology annotation, molecular function: heme binding; monooxygenase activity; oxidoreductase activity, acting on paired donors, with incorporation or reduction of molecular oxygen.
GUUCCGCUGACGAUGAGAUUCGCUGCCUGACCUCCCGUAAGUUCCAGAGGCGAGAAGCUUUAGAUGAUCGUGAUAACAAGAGUAGAGACAGAGCCGUGACAUGUAGGAAGAAAUCCAGAGUCCUCACAAUCAAGAGUGGAUGAUGGAAGAAAUUCAGAGGCCGUGGAUGGGCAUCUCACCCAUCCGAUCUUUUACCCUGUCAACCCAAUGAGCUGCGCCCAUCUUCCGGCAGACCACACACAAGCACGCACGGCUGCCGCCCACCUCGCACCGAGAGACCAGUGCUCACGCCCGGGCAUGGAUUCGCCACUGAGCCGACCGGCGCUCCUCGCCCUGUCGCUGCUCCUCCUCCUAGCGCUCUACUUCGCGCGCCGGCGCCGCGGCGGAGGCAAGAACCGGAAGUACCCACCCGUGGCCGGGACCAUGUUCCACCAGCUGCUCAACUUCGGCCGCCUGGCGGAGUACCACACCGAGCUCUCCCGCAGGUAUCGCACCUUCCGCAUGCUCACCCCGACCUGCAACUACGUCUACACCGUCGAGCCCGCCAACGUGGAGUACAUCCUCAAGACCAACUUCGCCAACUACGGCAAGGGGGUGAUGACCCACGACGUGCUGGAGGACCUCCUCGGCGACGGCAUCUUCAACGUGGACGGCGCUAAGUGGCGUCACCAGCGGAAGGUCGCCAGCCUCGAGUUCUCCACCCGGAUGCUGCGCGACUACAGCAGCGCCGUGUUCCGCGACACGGCCGCGGAGCUCGCGGGCAUCGUGGCCGCCCGCGCCGGGGAGAGGGUAGACAUCCAGGACCUGUUGAUGCGGUCCACGCUGGACUCAAUCUUCAAGGUCGGGUUCGGGGUCAACCUGGGCGCUCUGUCCGGGUCCAGCGAGAAGGGCGCGGCGUUCGCCAGGGCGUUCGACGACGCCAGCGAGCAGGUGCUGUACCGCUUCUUCGACCUGUUCUGGAAGGCCAAGAAACUCCUCAACGUUUCGUCGGAGGCGGCCAUGAAGCGCUCGGUCCGCACCAUCGAUGACUUCGUAUACGCCGUCAUCGACAGGAAGAUCGAGCUGAUGCGCAGAGACCAACAAGAAUUCGCGAAGAAAGAGGACAUCUUGUCGAGGUUUCUGCUCGAGAGGGAGCGAGAUCCCGGCUGCUUCGACAACAAGUACCUGCGGGACAUCAUCCUCAACUUCGUGAUCGCCGGCCGCGACACAACGGCAGGGACUCUGUCGUGGUUCCUCUACGUGCUCUGCAGGGACCAGCGCGUCCAGGACAGGAUCGCGCGGGAGGUGCGCACCGCCACCACGGGCGACCGCGACGUCGGCGCCCAGGAGUUCGCUGCGUGCCUGACCGAGGACGCCAUCAGCAAGAUGCAGUACCUGCACGCAGCGCUGACGGAGACCCUCCGGCUGUACCCUGCUGUUCCCAUCGAUGUGAAGUACUGCUUUUCGGAUGACACGUUGCCGGACGGCUACGCGAUCAAGAAAGGGGACAUGGUGAACUACCAGCCGUACCCCAUGGGCAGGAUGAUGUUCCUGUGGGGCGCGGACGCCGAGGAGUUCAGGCCGGAGAGGUGGCUCGACGACGACGGCGUGUUCGUCCCCGAGAGCCCCUUCAAGUUCACGGCUUUCCAGGCGGGCCCUCGCAUCUGCUUGGGAAAGGAGUUUGCGUACAGGCAGAUGAAGAUCUUCGCGGCUGUGCUUCUCUACUCUUUCAGAUUUCAGAUGUGGGAUGACAACGCCACCGUCGGUUACCGGCCUAUGCUCACGCUCAAAAUGGAUGGCCCGCUCUAUGUUCGUGCGUCGCUUCGAUCAUAGACUGGGCCGGGCGGCGUGCCAGAAGGUCAAAAGUCUUUGCAUGUUCCACCCUCUUUACAUCUGAAAAUAGGAUUUCAAGAUGCGAUAUUUCUAUCUUUGUAUCAUCGAUAGCGUGGGUUCAGUUAUUGUGCAUAUUAUUUACUAUCUUAGUAAUCGUCCAAAAAAGAGCCUCCAUGUUCACUCAAGGCCUAGAAUUUACCAUGUUAAUCGGUGAAAAAUAAAAGAUCCAAACCUUUUAAUGUUGUGGGUACAGAUUAUAACGAUUUGAUCAAUUAUCAUAUUAUAUUA